Molecule: messenger RNA, 5262 nt
Organism: Archocentrus centrarchus (flier cichlid)
Lineage: Eukaryota; Metazoa; Chordata; Actinopteri; Cichliformes; Cichlidae
Product: aryl hydrocarbon receptor nuclear translocator-like protein 2
Exons: 17
Coding region: 168-2030 (620 amino acids)
Biological process (GO): regulation of DNA-templated transcription
Cellular component (GO): cytoplasm; transcription regulator complex; nucleus
Molecular function (GO): DNA-binding transcription factor activity; protein dimerization activity
Source: RefSeq, a predicted model, not a curated record
UAAAAACAGGGGGAGGAGGAGUCGGGUGAGAGGGAAAAAAUGAAGUCAAUUAUACAACACCCCGGCUCUCCCUCCUCUCCCCUCUGCUACUACUACAGCUGGUGGCUCCACAUGCGCCGCGGCGCUCCGAAGCCUUCACCGGGGCACACCGGCUGCAGUCCGUAGGCAUGUCGGCUGGGGGCUCUGACGGGACGGCGGACAGGCCAGCAGGUCCACCAGAUCCCGCUGCAGAGGAUGAAGGGCCAAGCCAAGCAGGCUCUUCGCUGCCAGCUGUCGAGCUGGCGAGGAAACGAAAGGGAGAUGUGGAGGAGAGGUCAGACGCGCAUGUACAGCAAAGCCUCAACAUCCAAAUGGACGAUGACCUCAGCAGAUCUGAAGGGGAGGAUCAGCAAGUCAAAAUGAAAUGCUUCAGGGAGCCUCAUCGUCAAAUUGAGAAGCGGCGGAGGGACAAAAUGAACAAUCUGAUUGAUGAGCUUGCCGCCAUGAUCCCCGCCUGUCAGCCCAUGGCUCGAAAGCUCGACAAACUCACUGUUCUGCGGAAGGCGGUGCAGCACUUGAAAGCCCUCAAAGCUGGGAUGGGCAGCGCCUUUUCAGAAACCACCUGCAAGCCUUCCAUCCUGCCUCACGAUGACCUCAGGCACCUUCUGCUGAGGGCUGCUGAUGGUUUCCUUUUAGUUGUAAGUUGUGACCGGGCGAAAAUCCUGUUCAUCUCCGAGUCCGUCUCCAAGAUCCUCAACUUUAGCCGGUUGGAGCUGACUGGGCAGAGCUUGUUUGAUUUCAUCCACCCCAAAGACAUCAACAAGGUGAAGGAACAGCUGUCUUCUUCAGAGAUGCACCCUCGCCAGCGGCUUCUUGAUGCAGCAACUGGGGUUCAGGUCCAGGUGGAUGCCCCUGUCAGAGCGACCCACUUAACCACCGGAGCUCGGCGAUCUUUCUUCUGCCGCAUGAAGCACAGUCGACUGGCAGGGAAACACGAGGACAAACACACACUUCCCUCUACUUCUAAAAAGAAAGACGCUUACAGAUACUGCACGCUGCACUGCACCGGAUACAUGAGGAGUUGGCCGAGCAGCCAGCUGGACUCAUCGGAGGCCGACGGCGACAAGGAAACCUCGACCCUGACCUGCCUGGUGACCAUGUGCCGCCUCUACCCUCACGUGUCCCAGCAGCCUCCCAAAGACAUCAACAUCAAGCCCCCCGAGUUCGUCACUCGCUGUGCGAUUGACGGCAAGUUCACUUUUGUAGAUCCACAAGCCACGAGCGUCAUUGGUUAUUUGCCGCAGGAAGUUCUCGGCACAUCCUGUUAUGAGUACUUUCACCAGGACGACCUGCAGCACCUCGCAGGGAAACACAGACAAGUUCUUCGAAGCAAAGAGAAGAUUGAGACGCAGCGCUACAAGUUUAAAACAAAAUAUGGCUCCUAUGUUUCACUCCAAAGUCAGUGGUUUAGUUUCACAAAUCCAUGGACCAAAGAAGUUGAGUUUAUCGUGUCUUUAAAUAGGCUAAUUUCGGGGCCUGGUCACACUAAAGAUGAGGAGGAGGCAGGCAGCUCAAAGGCACUCCAGGACGACAUGAAGCAAAUACCGGUCAUUCCCGGCUUCUCCAGCAGCGCGGGCACAAUGAUCUACGCAGGCAGCAUAGGGACCCAAAUCGCAAAUGAGCUCAUCGACACCUACAGGGUGAACUCAUCUCCAUCAAGUGGAGCUUCCAGUCCAUUUGGCCCAGCCCAGGAGAAAAGUCCAGUGGUUUCCUCACAAACCAGCAGGAGUGCAUCCAGCAGAGAGGAGGCAGCAGGCAGUUCAUCACAGUCCCAGUCCCAGUCUGAUUCAAGGACAGCAGCAAACAUGAGCAGUGCGACUUCUGAAAGCGCAGGUGAGCCGUCCCAGCUGGACUUGGACAGCAUGGUGGUGCCAGGCCUGAGCGGCUUCAGCAGCGAUGAAGCUGCCAUGGCGGUCAUCAUGAGCUUACUGGAGACGGACGUAAACAUGGGUCAAUCGGGGGACUUGGAGGAUUUACACUGGCCUUUCUAGAGCGCACUCAGACUCUCAGCCUCUCUCUCACACACUGUUGUGCCGUUUCUUGCCGUUUGCUGAGAAGUUGGCCGUUCGGUUAAUUCUGAUCUGCCUGAUGCCUCAACCGGCCUUGCACAAUUGAAGCUACAGGACUUGUACCAAAAACCGCAACAUGUCAGGCUUGAGGACUGCUGAAUAAAAGUGUACAGGAAGUAUUGUGACUGUGAUUAGCUCGUGGGUCCCUUGGUUUUUGCUCGAAGGAAGGUCUGGUCCAAGUUGCCUUGGAGCCUGCAGUGAUACAGUGUCUUCCUUUAGUAACACUUGUGCAUCCUGAAGGGGGUUUGGGCCGAGACUUCCCACAGUAGAGAGAUCUAUUUGCUCUGCUGCCCUCAGGUCUGGAGGAGAAUAAAGCUCCUGUAAUGUGCAGCGCUGCUACAGAAACUCCUCAAACCUUUGAUAUUUGUGGAACUUUUGGUACACUUUUAGGACUGACUUGUUUUUCAUAACAUAGUCUGAUUUGUUUCUUUUUUUGUUUCUUUUUUUAAUGUUUUUUUUUUUUUAAAAAUCCCCACCAGACACAUUUUAAGUAAAAGUAAAGAAAGAAAAAACAAAAACAAACCUCAUGAGUAAAUUACUGAAGAAGGCUAAAAAGAAUGUCUACCCUUUAUCUCCUCGAUUGAGAAUUGCAGCUAAAUAUGUAAAAAUGGGGGCUCGUCAGGCCUUGAACAACCACCACUGAUUCAGCUACAUUUCAUUUUGGACAUGGCUGGCACAACCACACAGUGUGGGGUGAGUUAAAAAAAAAUGAAUGAAUGCUGUUACCUAAAAUUCUGCAUUGAUUCACAAAUGCCAAGAUUUUUUUGUAAUACCCUAAAGGCAGGAAAAAGGUAGAAUUCCACUCUGAGUUCUGAAUCUUUGGGUAGUUAUCUUGUAGUUUCUCUACAUAAAGACCAGUGUUUAGGCACAUUUUAGAUUUAUUGACUUAGUCAUUAUUAUUAUUUAAUUAUUUUGUGACUUCUUCAUACCCCACCGCACUUUACAAACCUGCCCACUGGGCCGUCGUGGCAGUAAUGGGGUGAAGACAAUAUCACAGACUAGAAAGACUGGUUUAUUUCAGAAAUCACUGCUGGGGACAUGAAGAUUGUGGGUUUUAUCGGAUUAACAGAAUUGUGAGAUUGCCAAAGACACUCAACCCUUCAAAUCACACGUACUGUAUUAUUUAACAGAAAUCAUGCUCAAUUCUGAUCAUUUAUGUACACAAAUUAUCCAGAAGUGUGUCUGAUUUUGUCAACACAGCAACUAUCAUGUAGAGCAUCUACUGAGCACGUUUAUCACCACACGAGCAAAGCUGCUAGGCUUAUGCUUAGAGAGAAUUGCUCAUCAAAGAAUUAUUACACUUAAAUAAUGUGAUUAAAACUUUUCACAUUAUUAUCUAGCACAACCACCACACAGAUUCCAAUUUUGAGCUAGCUAGAGGGCUAUUAGCAAUGAACACUAAUGCUAUGAAAACCUACGAAUGGAACGUGUUUGAUGGUGAACACUUUACUUCAGGACUGUUUUUAUUGAAAGAAAUACUUGAAUAUUGAAUCCUGUUUACAGUUCUGAUUGCUGGAUAAAUGAUAGGAAUGUUAGACUUUAUAUUUGACUUGCUACACAUGUGCAACCAAAUAUCUGACCAAGUGGUUUCUCAUUUCAUAGAGAGAAGCUAAACCAAAAUAGCUUCACAUUUAACAGUUUAACCACCCAAGUUCCUCUGUACUUGAUGUUACAAAUCACGGCCAUAUAUUUACAAUUGAGAGAAAUAUGAUUACGGCCUCCUUGUAAAAAAUACAAUAAGUAAAGGAGAACAUAAAGAAAACAAAAUAAAGUGGUGUUUAUGUUGAGUAUGUAACAGAAAGCUGGUAAAGUGUAUGCUUCUAUUAUGAAUAUGCACUAAAGGAUGAAGUAUGCCUGUAGUGUUAGUUAUCGGAGACUUUCUGUAUUCCAAGCAGUACGCUAACAUCCUCGGAGGAGAAUGUGUGAAAAAAUGUUUUCAGUUUAAACAAGAAAGUCAAGUCAAAGGACUUUGAGGACAGAUUUCCUUCCUCUCGCCUCGGAAUAUCUGAAAUUAGCUGUGAUAUUUGUGUCCCCAUGGAGCCACUCAUGAAGCAUCUCAACAUUGUGGGUAGCUCAAAAAGGCCACCAUUAGCUGUCAGAGGUCAGAAUGAGCUGCAGCCACUAUCAUGUACUACAUUACCACGCUUAUGAUUAGCUUGUUAGUAUAAAAAAUCUGGGGUUGACGGGCUGGAUGAAAAGGUUUUUUUUCUAAAAAAAAUAAAUAUAUAAAAAAAUCACAAAUUGGGACCCUGACGAAGGUGGGUUUUAGUUUAAUUUGCAGUGACUGCCGUCAGUAUAGCACAUGUAGAGUCUGGUUAUAUCACUGGUUCCUUGAAAUCUUGAAAGUAUAAUGUGAUUCUGUUGCCUUGAAUACAUGUUGCAUCUGAUGGGGUUCGGCCGGAAAUCAAGAGUUAGGCGGUCUUUUUCCUUUACAAGGAAAACUCACAACAUACUCUUGCCAUCUGUGCCAUGUGAAAUGGACUCUAAAGCAUGAUGAUCAUGCCCCGUUAUCAAAAGACAAAGUGUCUGAUAUUUGUAUGUGAUAACUGUUGUCAUUGUAUCUGCUGUAACAGAACAGAGGGUGAAGCCUUUGUCAGUAAAAUAGUAUUUUUAAGAAAUUGUCCAAAAUUCUCCUUUCAUUUAAAAUUAUGGUCUCAAUUUGAUACCAGUGCCACGUGGUUUUGCACGUCACUGUUUACUGAUGUCUGACAAUGAAAAUGUUAAUUUUUUUUCUUAUUUCAGUUUUGUGGAAGAGGAAACAUUUUCUUGUCUUGCAGAGGUAGAACAGGUAGAUCAGGACACCAAAUCUGAGAAACAACAAAGAUAAUUAUUUCAGAUUACACAGGCCCUUUAGCCACUGGGUUAGUCCGUUAGACAUGAAACAGCAUUUAUCUUUAAUAUGAGAACACAUUUACAGAGGUUUAUAAAAUCUGCUUCACUGUCCAAACAUUUCUCACCACAGUCUGCUCUUUGGCUGUGGGGAAUCAGUGUUUGAGUACAGUCACCUGUUUUAUUUGAGUGGGUUUAUAUGCAGAGGUGCAAUACAUGGCAAACUUACUACAUGACAUUCCCCACUUCAUUACAUUUUCAGGUGCCAAGGCAUUAAACCUUUUUAGACCUAAUCAAUAUCACCUGUUGGGAGACUUUGAGAAGC